AAAAGAUAUGAUAACCGGAGGGCGGGCUGAUAGCGAAAAGUCGUGGAAAGAAUCUAAUGCACGACUAGAGCGCGUCAGACAAGAAGGAAAUGAUAAGCGCGCCAUAAAAGUGGAGCUCAUGUAAUCGAGCAAUGCAAAACACAGAAUCAGAGUGUAAGUUUGGAUUUUGUUUUGCGACUGUUAACUUUUUUAUGCUUUGGACUGAUUAAAAAGCCUUUUUUCAUGUAAAAUAUACAUCAAGUAGCCUACUGAAAUUCUUCAGUUGGGAAAGCUUUAUUGCCGGAGUCUCCAUACCGAUUUAAGGACUUAAAACCGGAUACGUGGUGCAGCACAUCAGGCACCCUGUUACCCUCAACUAUGUCCAUGCCACCAGUCUUUGGAUUUACCCAAGAACAGGUUGCCUGUGUCUGUGAGGUCCUUCAGCAAGGUGGGAGUAUCGAACGUCUCGGGCGCUUCUUGUGGUCUUUACCUGCUUGUGAGCACCUCCACAAAAACGAGAGUGUUUUGAAAGCCAAAGCCGUGGUUGCUUUUCACCGUGGCAACUUCAGAGAGCUCUACAAAGUUUUAGAGAGCCACCAGUUUUCUCUGCAUAACCACCCUAAACUGCAACAGCUCUGGCUGAAAGCGCACUACAUCGAAGCGGAGAAGCUGCGUGGUCGACCACUGGGAGCCGUGGGAAAAUACCGCGUGCGCAGGAAGUUCCCUCUACCUCGCACCAUCUGGGAUGGAGAGGAGACGAGUUAUUGUUUUAAAGAGAAGAGCCGGUGUGUUCUUAAAGAGUGGUACACUCACAACCCCUACCCUUCUCCAAGAGAUAAGAGAGAACUGGCCGAGGCAACGGGCCUCACCACGACGCAGGUCAGCAACUGGUUCAAGAACAGGAGGCAGAGGGACCGUGCCGCAGAGGCCAAGGAAAGGGAAAACGAGAGCGCAAAUCCAAACAACCACAACCCAUUGACCUCUCACGUGAACGAAAAUAAAUCUCUAUGUGAAAGUUCAGAGGAAGACAAAUCUCCCGCGGCGACCCCGGAUCACCCUUCCAUGAGCCCAGCCAUCCUGAUGCCCUCAAGUUCAGGUCUGCCACCCCUACACAGCUUUGCGCCCCCACCCGGCCCCAGCGCCUCCAUCAUCCCCGUUAACGGCUCAGACACUCACCACCACUUCUCCAUGCACGACGGCCUUCUCAACCCCAUGACGGCAAGCCUGGUGGAACUCGGAUCAUAACAAGUGAAACUCAUGAUCUUUGACUUUUACCCACAAAUAACUAGCGAGCUAUCGUUAUCAUAUACCAGACAUUUUAAUAUUCAAGUUUAGAGGACAUUAGCCAAAAAACAAACAAACUUCCAGAUGUCGGGAAACGUCCGAUUGUAUCUAACCUUUGUAAAGAAUGAAGUUUCCAUCGAAAAUGACUGUCACAAUUCAUUAUAAUCAAAGGAUAG
Messenger RNA from Myxocyprinus asiaticus (Chinese sucker), 1439 nucleotides. Its product is annotated as homeobox protein SIX2-like. NCBI's taxonomy places the organism in Eukaryota, Metazoa, Chordata, Actinopteri, Cypriniformes, Catostomidae. Bases 358 to 1224 code for a protein of 288 amino acids. The transcript is spliced from 2 exons. Gene Ontology annotation, molecular function: DNA-binding transcription factor activity, RNA polymerase II-specific; RNA polymerase II cis-regulatory region sequence-specific DNA binding. Gene Ontology annotation, cellular component: transcription regulator complex; nucleus. The record is from RefSeq and is a predicted model, not a curated record. Gene Ontology annotation, biological process: regulation of transcription by RNA polymerase II.